AUGCAGAAGUAUCAAGUUUGGCGAACCCUGGCUAUUAUUAAUUUUUUAUUACAAAUUCACUCCGCAUUUUCCAAAUUAAAUGAGCUCAUCCUAUUUACCAUUUAUUUUUCAACUUUACAUUAAUUUCUCUUUUUAUUAUUUUCAAAAAUAAUCAAUACUCCUUCAUAAAUCACCAAAAGUAAUAAUCAAAUCUUGGAGUAAAACCCAAAAUCAUUUUUAAUAACAAAGGAAAACACUGAGAUUUUCAAUAGGGUGAAGAUGACCGAUCUAUAAAGAAGAAGAGUUUAAGGCAGAAACGAGGGGAAGAGUUUUUGAAGACUACUUCAAAGAUAAAGAGAAAAAUCUGACCAGAAAUAAACGACUGGUUCAAGUAAUAUAUGGACUUUAAGGUUUUCAGAGAAAAAUUAUGCUAGAAUAGUUUGGAGAGUUAAAAAUGAAAGAGGUGGCUUAAGCGAGAUUUCAAAAGCAAUCAAAACGAGUUUCAGGACCUUUAUUAAUGAAAAUAUAUUUGGA
Messenger RNA from Paramecium primaurelia, 513 nucleotides. NCBI's taxonomy places the organism in Eukaryota, Ciliophora, Oligohymenophorea, Peniculida, Parameciidae. The record is from the annotation of a GenBank genome assembly.